Cololabis saira (Pacific saury) is the source of this 3498-nucleotide messenger RNA. It is a transcript of the gene ireb2, whose product is annotated as iron-responsive element binding protein 2. Lineage: Eukaryota; Metazoa; Chordata; Actinopteri; Beloniformes; Belonidae. The record is from RefSeq and is a predicted model, not a curated record. Bases 26 to 3004 code for a protein of 992 amino acids. Gene Ontology annotation, biological process: tricarboxylic acid cycle; citrate metabolic process. Gene Ontology annotation, molecular function: iron-responsive element binding; 4 iron, 4 sulfur cluster binding; aconitate hydratase activity. The transcript is spliced from 22 exons. Gene Ontology annotation, cellular component: cytosol; mitochondrion.
GGUCGUGUUGAUUCCAGGAGUCAUCAUGGCGCUCACCAGCCCAGUCAAAGAGCACCCGUACGCCCAUCUAACCGACACACUGACAGACAGCGGGAUCAAGUUCUUCAAUCCACAUAAAUUAAAGGAUCCCAGAUACGACAAGCUGCCUCUAUCCAUCCGCAUUUUACUGGAGGCGGCGAUUCGCAACUGUGACGGCUUUUACACAAAAGAAGAUGACGUACAGAACAUUUUGGACUGGCAGCAGCAGCAGAAUAAAGCUGAGGUGCCGUUCUCUCCGGCGCGAGUCCUUCUGCAGGACUUCACUGGUAUUCCUGCCAUGGUGGACCUGGCGGCCAUGAGGGACGCUGUGGCCAAACAUGGCGUGGAUCCCGGUCUGGUCAACCCCAAGUGCCCCACGGACCUCAUAGUAGAUCACUCUUUACAGAUCGACUAUAACAAAUGUGCCAUACAGAAUGCCCCCAACCCCGGUGGAGGCAACGGUCCCAGCCAGAGCCAGAGCCAGGCUGCGUCUCGCCCGGCCCCCGGCAGGCCCCCGGUCAGGGGGGGCUCCCAGUGUGGCGGCCAGCGCGGCUCCUGCAGCAAAGCUGCCUGCAGUGAUCCUCCGGCCUCCCCGGGCCGAGGCCCGGCGGCCGUCCAGCAGAUUGAGAAUACGCCUCUCCUCUGCCCCUUCCACCUGAAGCCCGUCUCUGACACUGAAACAGCCUUCAAGAACCAGGAAAUGGAAUUGAUUAGAAACAAAGAGCGACUUCAGUUCUUUAAGUGGUGUUCGAAAGCAUUUAAGAAUGUGAACGUGGUUCCUCCGGACGUGGGUGCCGUCCACCAGGUGAACCUGGAGUACCUGUCCAGGGUGGUCCAGGUCAGCGGGGGGUUGAUCUACCCGGACAGCGUGGUGGGAACAGACUCCCACACCACCAUGAUCAACGGCCUGGGGAUCCUGGGAUGGGGCGUUGGGGGGAUCGAGUCGGAGGCCGUGAUGCUGGGCCAGCCCGUGUCUCUGACCCUUCCUGAGGUGGUGGGCUGUAAACUGGUGGGCUCCAUUAACCCCCUCACCACAUCCAUAGACAUAGUCCUCGGCAUCACAAAGCACUUGAGGCAAGCUGGAAUCGCUGGAAGGUUUGUUGAGUUUUUUGGACCUGGCGUCUCCCAGCUGUCAGCUCCCGACCGAACCACCAUCGCCAACAUGUCUCCGGAGUACAACGCUACCGUCAGCUUCUUCCCCAUCGACCAAGUCACGCUCAAGCACUUUAAAAAGACGAACUUUACCCAGGAUAAACUUGAAUUGUUGGAGUCUUACAUGAAGGCUGUCAAACUUUUCCGAAGCUACGAGGAGCUGGAGGAAGACCCCCAGUACUCCGAGGUGAUUGAGAUCAACCUGAGCUCCAUGGUGCCCUACGUGAGCGGGCCCAAGCGGCCUCAGGACAGAGUUGCAGUCAGCAACAUGAAAGAAGAUUUCCAGAGUUGUCUUGACGAGAAGGUGGGUUUUAAAGGCUUCCACAUCUCGAAGGAGAAGCAGGAGACUCGUAUUCCUUUCCUGCACUGCGGUCAGGAGUACCAGCUGGCCCACGGCUCGGUGGUCAUCGCUGCCGUCAUCAGCUGCACCAACAACUGCAACCCGUCUGUCAUGCUGACUGCAGGUCUCCUGGCCAAGAAGGCCGUGAAGGCCGGGCUCGUGGUCAAGCCUUACAUUCAGACCAGCCUGGCCCCGGGGAGCGGCAUGGUCACCCACUACCUCAGCACCAGCGGAGUCCUGCCUUACUUCAGCCAGCUGGGGUUUGAGGUGAUCGGUUAUGGUUGUGCCACCUGCGUUGGCAACACGGCGCCGCUGCCAGAAGCCGUCGUUGAUGCGAUCAAACAGGGCAACCUGGUGUCCUGCGGCGUGUUGUCCGGUAACAGGCACUUCGAGGGCCGCCUGUGUGACUGCGUGCGUGCCAACUACCUGGCCUCGCCGCCGCUGGUGGUGGCGUACGCCAUCGCAGGCACCGUGGGAAUCGACUUCGAGAAGGAGCCUUUAGGUUUGACCUCCGAGGGCGCGGAGGUUUAUCUCCGUGAUAUCUGGCCGUCCAGAGAGGAGGUCCAGCAGAUAGAGGAGGACACGGUCAUCUCCUCCGUCUUUAAGGAUCUCAGGGGAAGGAUGGAGAAAGGGAACACGUUUUGGAAGAACAUUGAAAGUCCAGACUCUGUAGUUUUUCCGUGGGAUCACAAGUCCACGUACAUCCGUUCGCCGCCUUUCUUCAGCAAGUUGAGUGAAGAGGUGCCUGCUCCCCAGUCCAUAGACGGCGCUCAUGCCUUACUCUUCCUGGGCGACAAAGUCACCACGGACCACAUUUCUCCAGCAGGCAGCAUCGCCAGGGUCAGCGCCGCCGCCAGAUACCUGCAGAGCAAACGACUGACGCCGCGGGAGUUUAACUCGUACGGCGCGCGCAGAGGCAACGACGCGGUGAUGACCAGAGGAACCUUCGCCAGCAUCAAGCUUCACAACAGAUUCAUCGGCAAACCGGGCCCCAAGACUCUGCACAUUCCUUCAGGCCAGGCCCUGGACGUGUUUGAGGCAGCCGACCGCUACCAGCGAGACGGCGUCCCCCUCAUCAUCCUGGCGGGCAAAGACUACGGCUUUGGAAACUCCAGGGACUGGGUGGCCAAAGGGCCGUACCUGCUGGGGGUGCGCGCCGUCAUCGCCGAGAGCUUCGAGAAGCUGCACAAGAACCAGCUGGUGGGGAUGGGCAUCCUGCCGCUCCAGUUCCUGCCGGGCCAAAGCGCCAACUCGCUGGAGCUCAGCGGGAAGGAAAGGUUCAGCAUCGUCCUGCCCGAGAGCCUGAGCCCGAGGGAGCAGCUCACCGUCAAGACCAGCAAAGGAACGUCGUUCCUCGUCACGGCGCUGUUGGACACCGAAGUGGACGUGAUCUAUUUCCGACACGGAGGGCUCCUUCGGUACGUCUCUCGGACUUUGCUGGGAAGCAGCACGAAGCCCGGACCCCGACCCGCCCAAUCUGCUCCGUGUCCAUGAGCGGCGUCCAGCUUCACCUUCUUCCCUCGGCGUCCGUGGAGAAGACGCGCCAAGGCGACGCAGAGACUAAUGUUGUGUCCGUCUGAGCUGGAUCCGAGUCCACAGACCUUUUGGAACUUCAGUUUUAAGACCUCUACACGAGCUGCUUUUACGUUUCUACACCUGGGAGGGGGCGGGAGGGGGUUGGGCUUCGGGAAACAGCAGCGUUUCUCCUCACGAGUGCACGAGUGCGGCCGUGAGAAGAAGCGGUGGCGUUGGCUGGGACUGGAGACGUGUUCUGGAUGAAGUCUUUCACGUCUCCGUGCCGGAGUGCGGAGAGGAAUCCUCCAGCGCCGUAAAUCCCUCCUCGGUCUCGGCUAAAACUGCUGGGAUGGCGGCAGGUACAAGAUACAAGAGCAUGAAUCCCCCACCGAUCUCUGCCGUAUAUCCCCCGUAGGAUUUAAACAGUCUUUUCUAAAUUAAAUUCUGGACAUUUCUUCAAUUGGACCGUUUAC